Messenger RNA from Aspergillus calidoustus, 2034 nucleotides. NCBI's taxonomy places the organism in Eukaryota, Fungi, Ascomycota, Eurotiomycetes, Eurotiales, Aspergillaceae. The record is from the annotation of a GenBank genome assembly.
AUGAAGUCGGUUGAGCUGCUUGGGCUGGCGGCUUCUCUCCUUCCUAUGGCUGCGGCCCUGGAUGCAGAAGCAUUGACUGCACAGUACUUUGGGAAUGAUGCUCCCUGGUACCGCGAUCGCAUCCCUUUAUUUGAGUCGAGUGUCUGGGAGAUCGAAGAAGUCUACUACUACCGAUGGGGCCUAUUCCGUGCCCACCAACGCGAUCUCGGAGCAGAGGGCUUCCUCUCGACCGAGUUCAUCAAUGAUGUGGGCUGGCAAGUAUCCCCUUGGGCCAUCCUGAUCAACGCCGCGAACUACCACCUCCGAGAAGGGCGGUGGUCGCGCGACCGUCGGUUCAAGGAGGACUAUGCCGAUGUGCUGUUUGGACCAAACACGAAUCCUCAUCAAUUUUCCGAAGUCAUGGCCGACGGUGUCUGGCAGGGAUACCUAGUCGACGGAGUGCUCGAAGACGCCGCUGUGCGCCUCGAGGCAAUGCAGAGGGUCUACAAUAGUUGGAAUACGACCGAGAAUAUUGGUGGAUACGACACUUCGAAGGGUUUGUACUAUAUUCAGCCGCUUACCGAUGCCACUGAAUACACGAUCGCAAGUAUCGAUGCGUCGGGCGGCAUUGAUGGAUUCACUGGAGGAAAUGCUUUCCGGCCCAGUAUCAACAGCUACCAGUACGCGAACGCAUUGGCAAUCUCGCAUCUAGCGGCCCUUACCGGCGACCAGGCUCUCGCUGAUGAGUACCGAGACCGCGCGGAAACUGUCAAGGAGCUUGUGCAGGAGCAUCUGUGGAACAGCACGUUUGAACACUUCAUUGAUCGCUUCUACGUGGACAACGCGUAUGUCACGUACUGGGAUCCGAUCCGUGGUCGCGAGUUGGUUGGAUACGUCCCCUGGACUCAUGAUCUGCCUGACGACGACGAGAGAUUUGCGCAGGCAUGGAAGCACAUUAUCGAUCCGGAGAAACUGGCCGGCUCGCACGGCCUCCGCACCAACGAGCCCAGCUAUGAGUACUACAUGCGCCAGUACCGCUAUGAAGGCGAUCAUCCUGAAUGUCAAUGGAACGGUCCAGCAUGGCCAUACCAGACGACGCAGGCACUAACGGCACUGGCGAAUCUGCUUGAUCAUUAUCCUACUUCUGCAGCAACUGGAAUCGUUACAAAGGCAGACUACGUCGCCAUCCUACUCCAAUACGCCGAGCUGCACUACAACCCAAGCUACGACGGAAUCCUUAACCUCGAAGAAGACUACAACGCCGACACCGGUGUCCCUAUCGUGGGCCUCACUCGCUCGCCGCACUACUUCCACUCCGGCUUCAUCGACCAAGUCAUCACUGGCUUCGUCGGAAUACGACCAUCUGCCGAUGAUAUCCUCGAAGUGAAUCCCCUCAUCGACGACACCGUGGAGUACUUUCGCAUAGAACGGAUCCUCUACCACGGCCACGACGUCGCCGUACAAUGGGAUGCCUCUGGCGACCGCUACGGAACACGUGGUCUGACGGUGGAAAUCGACGACGAAGUCGUCGCGCAAUCGGAAACACUCACCCGCCAGACCAUCGAGAUCUCCCGAGUCUCGCCACCAGAAAUUUCCCGCCCAAUCGCCCUCUCCAUCCAACUGGGUGCUGACACUGAGUACCCCGUCGGUAGUGUCUCAGUCCCCGACGCCAACACCGCCUCGAUCCACAACGUCAUCGACGGGCGCGUCUGGUUCUACCCCGAGAUCGUGAACUGGUGGGAUACACCGGUCGGAAACGGGACCGAGAUCUGGUACCAGAUUGAUUUUGGUCAAAAUGUUGAGGUUUCUCGCGCGGAGAUUGCAUUUGCGGCUGGGGAUGCGCUGGGCGUUGAUGUUCCGAGCGGGUAUCGGAUUCAAGUGAGUGAGGGGGGUGAGUGGGUAGAUGUUGAUGUAGGCGAUGGAGGGUAUGAGGACGCCGUUGCGAAUGGGAUUACGAAUGUGCAGUGGGAGAGUGUUGAGACUAGGUUGAUCCGGUUGGUAUUCACGCCCAAGGAGGGGGUAAAGGUUCGGCUGGUGGAGUUGAAGAUUUUUUAG